Chrysemys picta bellii (western painted turtle) is the source of this 1111-nucleotide messenger RNA. Lineage: Eukaryota; Metazoa; Chordata; Testudines; Emydidae. The record is from RefSeq and is a predicted model, not a curated record.
AGGCUCACUUACAACAAAACAAGGGGAAAACUGCACUUCGUCACCUCCCCGAGCCCCGGGUCUGCCCCCUUGACGCUCGCCCUCUCCCCCUGCAGAUGAGGAGCCACCAGCACCACCUCCCGCCCGCGCCACCUGCUGGAGGAACUUAGCCGGUUUCUGGGUGCUCGGCCUCUGCAAUAACUUUGCCUACGUGGUGAUGCUGAGCGCGGCCCAUGACAUCCUGAGCCAGCAGGGGGCGCUGGACACCAACGGGACCACCCAGACUCCCCCGGUGACACGCCCCGGCGGGAACGCGUCCAACACCUCCCGCUACGACUGCAACCCCAUCUCCACCGGGGCUGUGCUCUUGGCUGACAUCCUGCCCACCCUGCUCAUCAAAUUCAGUGCCCCCUUCUACAUCCACCGCGUGCCCUAUGGGUGCAUUGUGGGGGUGGUCCUGGCCAGCGUCUCGUCGGGGCUGGGGGAGAUCAGCUUCCUGGCGCUCACGGCUUUCUACCCCAGCGAGGUGGUGUCAUGCUGGUCGUCGGGCACGGGGGGCGCCGGCCUGCUGGGGGCGCUGUCGUACCUGGGGCUGACGCAGGCCGGCCUCAGCCCCCGUCACACCCUGCUGGCCAUGCUCAGCCUGCCCCUGGCCAUGCUGCUCAGGUCCCUGCAGCGCGCCCGUCUGGCUGCUUGUGCACCUCUCCCCCCCCUCUCCCCGCAGGGUCUCCUGAAAUACCUGCUGCCCCUGGCGCUCGUCUACUUCGCCGAGUAUUUCAUCAACCAGGGCCUGUUUGAGCUGCUGUACUUCCGGGACUCGGCUCUGACACACGCUCAGCAAUAUCGCUGGUACCAGAUGCUCUACCAGGCCGGAGUGUUUGUAUCCCGGUCCUCCCUGCACUGCGUCCGGAUCCGCCACAUCUGGGUCCUCGCCCUGCUGCAGUGCCUGAACAUGGUGUUCCUCCUGCCCGCCGUGUACUUUAUGUUCCUGCCUAGCAUCUAUCUGGUCUUCGCCCUGAUCCUGUACGAGGGGCUGCUGGGGGGAGCUGGCUACGUGAACACCUUCCACAACAUCAGCCUGGAGGUGUGCCCGGGGGGACACUGGGGGCUGGGGGGAAAGGGAAGGUUAUGA